Messenger RNA from Ictalurus punctatus (channel catfish), 6617 nucleotides. It is a transcript of the gene cacng3b, whose product is annotated as calcium channel, voltage-dependent, gamma subunit 3b. Gene Ontology annotation, cellular component: AMPA glutamate receptor complex; postsynaptic density membrane. The transcript is spliced from 4 exons. Lineage: Eukaryota; Metazoa; Chordata; Actinopteri; Siluriformes; Ictaluridae. Gene Ontology annotation, molecular function: channel regulator activity; voltage-gated calcium channel activity. Gene Ontology annotation, biological process: positive regulation of synaptic transmission, glutamatergic; regulation of AMPA receptor activity; neurotransmitter receptor internalization. The record is from RefSeq and is a predicted model, not a curated record. The coding region runs from base 862 to 1716 and encodes 284 amino acids.
AGUCGUGUGGUGUGAACUUAGCCUUAGGUGUUUAUUCCUUACUAAACUACUGGAAUAGGUAUAUAUUCCCCGCGUGUUUGUCUCUAUUGGCUUUCCAUAUCAGAGCGCUCCUAAAGCCGCUCAUCCUUCUGUAGAGUCACAUUUGAGGAGCAGCAGCAGGACAGAAACAUCAUCAUUUCUAACACAGCGCCGGGGUUAAUAUCAGUAAACCGUUUAUGGUGGGUCUUUUUCCUCUCACUGAGGGAAACAUGGCAGCGCGGGAAAAUGACACGGAUAUCAUUUCUCUGUCUGAGACUCGAACGGAAAACGGCUGCUUUCGUCGUGGGAAAGAGAUUUUCUUGCUGGAUUAACAAAGUGAAGGACAAUUUUAUUAAUUAAUACGCAUUUUCAUGUAAUUGUUACCGAGAUUCAGCACCGAAAACAGCAGGUUUGAUUACUCUCUUUGAAUGCUAAUCUAUUCAAAUUACUUAAGUCAAUUGUUACACUAAUGUUAGCUGGCUUUGAAAGAACUGUGAAAAGAAAAAAGCAUCUUCAUUCCACAGCUUGGAGACAUUUUGAAGAUAUUUCUGACCUUCUGAGGUCCUGAGGAAAGAAAGUUGAGUAGCAGAAAUUGAGAAAAUCCCCCAAAUCUCCCAAAACAAAUGUGAAACGGAUCUCAAACAGGGUCACACCAUUCAGAAAUCUAGCUUCCAAAUAGUGUGGACAAGGUAAUCCCUACUAAUGACAGAGAAGCUGCAUCACAUCACAUCACAUCACAUCACUGACUGUAACUAGCAGCACUAUGGCGAAUUGAUCUAUUAUCAAACCAGCGGCACAUUCAGACGUGACAUUUGUGUAUGUUUGAGUUUUGCAUGUCGAGAGAUGCUGCUGUGUGACCGAGGCGUGCAGAUGCUCAUCACUACAGUGGGCGCUUUUGCCGCCUUCAGCCUCAUGACCAUUGCGGUGGGUACAGACUACUGGCUUUACUCCAGAGGAGUGUGUAAAACCAAAGUCAACCAUGAAAACGAAACGAGCAGGAAAAACGAAGAAGUGAUGACCCACUCCGGAUUGUGGAGAACCUGCUGCCUGGAAGGGACAUUCCGUGGGGUGUGUAAGAAGAUUGAUCACUUUCCUGAGGAUGCUGAUUAUAAACAGGACACAGCUGAGUAUUUACUGCGUGCACUCAGAGCCUCCAGUGUGUUUCCAAUCAUGAGUGUGGGUUUGUUGUUUAUGGGCGGAUUGUGUGUAGCAGCGAGCGAGUUUUACAGGAGCAAACACAAUGUCAUCCUCAGUGCCGGAAUCUUCUUUGUCUCUGCUGGUCUUAGUAACAUUAUCGGGAUAAUUGUCUACAUCUCGGCUAACUCAGGUGAUCCAGGUCAGAGUGACUCAAAGAAGAGUUACUCGUACGGUUGGUCCUUUUAUUUUGGUGCUCUUUCCUUCAUCAUGGCUGAGACAGUGGGGGUGCUUGCUGUGCACAUGUUUAUUGAAAAACAUCGCAAGCAGCAGCGUGCCAAGACACUCGUCAAAAAGUCCAGUCUCGGCUUUGGUCGCAUCCCCACUUACCGUUAUCGUUUCGGGCGCCGCUCCAGUGAAACACCAUCACGCGAUGUCCCCAUGUUCACGCUCUCACGCGACUCUGACAAAACUGCCGCGGGGAAGCUGCUUGACUCUGACAGAGACUUCCUGCACAACUCUAAUGCUAAGGAUGCAGCCAAUCGGAGAACAACACCAGUGUGACAUGGAUGACUGGUGAAAAACAAAAGAUCCAGAAGUGGUGUCAAGACACUCAUAACUUCACAGAAGGACAGAAAUCAAUCAACAGGAACAAAGCACACAGGAAGUGACAUCAAAAUAACUUUAAAUGCCUUCUCUCCUUAUAUAAACCUUCUUCCUAUAAUAAUAUAAAAUCCUAGCUAGUGAUUGUUAGGUCUUUUAAUUUUAUUGACUGGUUUAUGGGGGAAACAAGCACAUAGGACGUGGCAAUUUUGCCACAGUUAGAAUUUUGUUCACAGAGGCCUAACAGGAAAUUCUUUUAUUUGAACUGAACACAAUGGAUAAUAAUAUAUGAUCAGUUUAUGUUACAAUCAAAGCUAGAUAGUGAUUUUUUUGGUGCUUCUUUUUAUUCCUUCUUAGCUUUCAGUUAAACUCAUCAAUUCAUACUUGGUGACACUGUUCUCCAGCGUUUUAAGGGUAAAUCCCAGCAGCCAAACAUACGCAAAAUGAGAAAGACAGGCUGGGUGCCCACAGAGACCUCUUUCUCACUCUCUCGCUCCAUAUAUAUCACACAGGAAGUGAAUCCACCAGGAUGUUACAAGCAGGAAACUAACAUGAAAGUUGAGCUCGAUCAUUGAUGCUUCCUUGUUUUUAAUUUUGUAAGGUACAAACAAUUUAAAUGUAGCCUCAGAGGUCUUUAAGGUCCACUGUUCUUUUACUGUUGUGUUCUCCUAACUGAUCGUAUAAAGCAUGUGACCUUAAGGGUCCCACCCCAUUCCCCAUUCCACUGACAAAUAUUCCUACCUUAAAAUUCAGAUUUUUGUAUCUUAUUAUAUCUUAUUUGUAUUUUAUUCUCUCUCUCUCUCUCUCUCUCUCUCUCUCUCUCUCUCUCUCUCUCUCUCUCUCUCUCUCUCUCUCUCUCUCUCUCUCUCUCUCUCUCUCAUCUAAUACGAACAGGGUUUUUUUCUUAAAGAAGGUUGUUAUUAAAUGUCAUGUACAGUCCAUUUCAUUCCCUGGUGUUAUGUUUCUCCAUUACGUUUAGUACUAUUCAAAAUUAUAACAAUUGUAUAUGUAUUUAUUUAUCAUGUAUUGGAAAACCGAUUAGUCAGCGUCUGCUGAGCAUAGACUUAUUUAAUUUGUAGAGUUUAAAUGAAGUAGAAUAUAUUAGACAUGUUCUCUUUGUAUCCAUAAACUAAAGAAGCUCAGAAGUUUAAAAAUAAAUCUCCAAAUAAGAAAAGAUGUUCACACACUUUAUACAAAAUAAACUUACGAUUCAGCAGAAUAAAAUACAUAAUUAGCACUUUUUAAAGUCUACUCUAGAGUCGUGCAGUAUUAUAUACAUACAACUAUAUAAAUGUGAUGUAAAUACAUAAAUACAAUUAUAAUAGUAUUUUAGUGGUUAUAUUAACAUCACACCACCAAGGGCUUUUAAUUUUUCUUUUUUUAAAAAAAUAUAUAUUUAAGCUUACAAGGGCUUUGAAGAAGUUUCAAUUCAACAUAUAGAAAUGCCUGAAAUUAAAUGAAUCACAUUUAAAUAUGGCACAUUUACAUAUUCAUGUAUUAACAUGGCCAGAUGAAAUACUGGUAUAAACAUAGUAAUGCAAUUUACUGCCUUCUACUUUUAUCUUUCUGAAAAAAAGGUAAAUAAACUACAAAGCCAUGCAGAUAUACAGUAUAUUUAAUCAUGUAAAAAUACAUAAUUUAUCAAUUUUAUGUCUUGUUGUGCCCAAAUAUUCAUCUGUCAUUUGUCCAAAGGGUCAUAGGUCCCACACGCCCAAAAGUCAUAAAAGUCAUGUUGAUCACCAUUUUGAAGGAUUCUAAUUAGUGUUAUACUCCACCAUUAGCCAUUCUAAGCUAUGUUUCAAACACACAAGCCUGUGUGUGAGGGAAUGAUUUUAAUUACCCAUAAUGCACUGCUAGCAUACAUCUGAUUUUACACUAACCCUACAUUCAAACUACCAAGUUUGUGUUGCUUAUAGUUUGUCUCUUGUUGGCAUGUAGUGACUGUUGUCGCUUGUGGGCGUGUACUGUACAGUGACAGUAGCUAUAUAUCGCAUCUAAAGAUAUCUACUUAAAUAUGUUAAAUAAUGAACUAAUCAGUGUGAAAAUUGAUUGAUUACAUGUUAUGUGCUAGGCUUCAUACUUUGUGGGCAGAUUAGUGAAACAAGAAAACUGUACUAGCUACUCAUUGUCUCUGCUACUUCCUUCCGAGCUUUAUUUUUUUCCUAAUGUCUCUAUACACAUUUAAUGAGAGCUUGUUCAGUGAAGGAAAUAAGUAUUGAACGCGUCAGCAUUUUUUUCAGUAAAUAUAUUUCCAAUGAGGCUAUUCACAUGAAAUUUUCAUCAGACAUCAGUAUUAACUCAAGAAAUCCGGAAAUAUUAAGAAUUCACAACAAUAAAGUCCAUAAAUAAAGUUAUGUGUAAUAAAGUGGAAUGACACAGGAAAAACAAGUUGCUAAGAAAAAGCAGUUGACAAGGCAAGGCACCAGCUGAAAUCCGUACGUUAUUAUAUCCUCUGUCUGUGCAAAUUAAUAUCAGUUGGGUUAGUAAAUUAAUGGUCUAUAAAAAGGCUUUUUGUUACCAAGGUGUCACACAAGAAACAUCUCAUGAUGGAUAAAAGCAAAGAGCUCUCCCAAGAAUCUUAUUGCUGCAAAACAAAUUGAUGGAAUUGGAUACAGACGUAUUUCAAAACUUCUGAAAGUAAGCACCAUUGGGGCCAUUAUCUGGAAGUGGAAGCAGCAUCACUCCGUUAUCAACCGGCCACGCACAGGAGCUCCUUGCAAGAUUUCUGACCAGGGAGUCAGAAGAACAGUCAGAAGAGUAGCCCAAGAGCCAAGGACCACUCAGAAAGAGCUCCAGAAACACUUGGAGACAGCAGGUGUCAUUCGUUACAGAGAAAAUAAUGCACUCCACUGCCAUGGCCUCUAUGCACGCUUACCCCACAAGACUCCAUUACUAAAGAAAAGGCAUGUCGAAGCUCAUUUAAAGUUUUCUACAACUCAUUUGGACAAGCCUAUGAAAUACUGGGAGAGUAUAGUCUGGUCAGACGAGAGCAAAAUUGAACUUUCUGGCUGUCAUACUACACACCAUGUUUGGAGAAGAAAUGGCACUGCACAUCACCCUAAAAACACUACACCAACAGUGAAGCUUAGAGGUGGAAGCAUCAUGGUGUGGGGCUGUUUUUCAUCACAUGGUACUGGUAGACUUCAUAUAAUUGAAGGAACAAUGAAUGGAGCCCUUUACCGGGAGAUUCUUGAGAAGAAUCUGCUGCCAUCCACCAGGAUGAUGAAGAUGAGGCGUGGGUGGACCUUCCAGUAGGACAACGAUCCAAAGCAUACAGCAAAGGAAACUCUCAAUUGGUUUCAGAGAAAAAAAUCAAGGUGUUAGAAUAGCCCAGUCAAUCACCUAAGUUGAAUCCAAUUGAACAAGAUUUAAAGACAAUAUGUUUAGAAGAAUGGGCCAAAAUCACAUAUGAACACUGUGGCUGAUUAAUUUCUUCAUACAGGAAGCGUCUUAAAGCAGUCAUUAGAAAUAAAGGCUCCACUAAGUAUUAAAUAAAUUUCAGUUAGCGUGUUCAAUACUUUUUUUCCUGUGUUGUUCCUCUUUAUUACACAUAAAUUCAUUUAUGGACUUUAUGUUUGGAUUUCUUUAAUAAUUAAAUUUACUCAGUUAAUACUGUAAAUAGUCUCAUUGGAAAUACAUUUACUGAAAAAAAUGUAUGCCAAUACUUAUUUCCCCCACUGAAUAUGACAGGAUGAAAUCAUGGUUAUAUGUUCUUCUUCUAUUUUUAUAUGUCAACCAGUAAUUUGCAGGUAGGAACUAAAGUUAUGAGUGAGGGAUUGAAUAAAUUUUGGACCACACAAGCCAUAGGGUGCGGAAUCAUUCAAGGUAAUCAUUUGGAUUUUUUCUCUUCGCAGCAUCUAACCUAAUUUGCAUAGAAUUCAGAAAGUUGCACUAUCACUUGUCACUGAAAUCACAGGUGCAUGUUGUGCACGUAUAUAGAAAUAAAUGGGCACAUGUUGCUUUGUCACUUCCUAGUGUGAACGCAGGGUAAUAAAUAUUAUUACCCUGAGUUGUUUUAGAAAUUUUCAACGUUCAGUUGAGUGUGAAAUGAAAAGAUUGCUAAGAUAUCUGUAAGGUAGAGCUAAAGGCCAUAUAUUGUAUGUUUAGUGAACCUAUAGGUACACUGAGAGUGCUAUCUCAUGUUAAUCUUUAAUUACCCUAUUAGCUAGCUAUUACAGUAUAGGAACAUUAAAGCAUUCUCUUUUCUAGCAACUCUUUUUGUGUAGUAGUGUUUGUGUACACCAUCUAAACCCAUACAUUCUUUUUAUUUAUUUUUUCCACAAAAUCCUUUAGGUACUGGGGUUCUGUUAAGUAAUCUGAUACUCCAAAAAUGACUGCGGGUAUACAACCCUGUUCUAAAGCUUGCCAUGACUAUUUGGGUUAUUGUUGUGCACUGUUAUACACUGAUGAUAUGAUUUCGUUUAUGUUCUUAUAGUUGUGCUGUUCAAUAUGUAACCUAAUGAGUGUGUAAUGAGUGUGUUAAAACCUUCCUGUAGUGUGCACUUCGUAGCAAAAAAAAAUAUUUAACUUGACACUUUUAAAUUGUUAUUUUGAACUGAACAAAACAGGUUAACACAUCUCUUCAUCAUGUCUAAACCUGUAAUUGGACUGUUAUUACUCCUGUAAGCCCCACCUCCACUCCCCUGGCUCUACCAAUCAGGAGUUUGUGCCAUGCAUGUGACCCUUUCAAUGACUUUUCGGUCUCCAUUUAAACAUGCUGUAGAAAAAGCACACCUUUUGAAUACUGUAGUUGAAAUAAAAUUAUAGCCAGAGAUAUUUAAAAAUAGAUAAUAAAGUACAUUUAAAAAAUUGCACUUUUAUUAUCUCUGCUUCUUUUAAAUGAAGAUCCGGAAGGUGUAUAC